GCAGCACUGUUGAGUUCAAUGAUGGACAUCAGUCUCCAGGGGAAAGAGGAGGGCACUGCGAGUUUGACAGGUCUAUCAGUGUGACGUGACUGGGAGGCAAACAACAGUUUAUUAACUCAACCUACCAACCAUAUGCAGGCAUCCCAACUUCGCCAGCCAACUAUAAAUAACUUCAGGGGUUUUGUUGUCGGUGCACGUCGAGGUCUCCUUAUAACCUUCGUCUCAAUUAAAUUAGAUGGUUUCCCUCUCUUAAACAGCUCCAGGGCUUGUCACGGCGACUACGAGAUGAUGUUUGUAGAUGAUCUGGUCUGGGCUUUGUUCAAGCGCCACUGGCGGCACACACUGACCUACUGGAGCGUGUUCUUCAGUUUCGGGCUCUGUAUCGCGUUCCUGGGGCCGACCAUCCUGGACCUGAGGUGUCAGACCCAGUCCACUCUGCAGGAGAUCACCUGGGUCUUCUUCGCCCAACAAUUCUUCCUCAUGCUGGGGAGCGCCCUAGGGGGACUCUUCAAGAAGACGCUCCGCUGCGCCCUCUCAGCUCUCUUCGUCUCUAGUCUUGUCAUCUCUGUGGUUUUUGCCAUAAUCCCACUAUGCCACCAUGUGCUGAUGCUUGCCGUUGCCAUGGCAAUAUCUGGCACGGCAAUGGGGGUGAUUGACACCAUCGCCAACCAGCAGCUGGUGAAGCUCUACCAGAAAGAUUCAGCAGUGUUCCUACAGGUCCUGCAUUUAUUCACAGGGCUCGGUGCGUUGGUGAGUCCCCUGGUAGCAGACCCGUUCCUGUCUGAGGAGAGUUGUGUUCUGGGGGGGAACAUGACAGCCAACUCCUCCACUGACCUCCAUCACCUUCGCAGCUCCCUGGCAGGCAAAGGGACAACCCCCCUGCACAACGUAUCCAACCACUACCACCUCCACACAGAGGGCAUCAUCACCACCAACAUCUCCUACGCAUUCUGGAUCAUGUCUUUUAUCAAUCUGCCUGUGCCUUUAGCAGUGUAUUUGUUGAUGUACCGUGAGCGGCUGUUCCCCUGCUCCAACCAGAGCCCUCGUCUGCUGGACAAGGAGAAAAACUCAGAGAAGAACCAACAGGACCACAACAUCCAGGGUCGCGGGGGUUUGCUUGGCUGCUGUAACUAUGGUGAUGUGAAGGAUCGCCCCGCCUCCUACUUCCUCCUUUACAUUCUGGGCGGAGCCGUGCUCUUCAUCACCGAUGGCAUCAUUGGUUCCUACACAGGAUUCAUCUACACCUACGCAGUGUCUCCUCCACUCUCUCUGCCUCACAAGAUGGCUGGCUAUCUGACCAGUGUGUUCUGGGCAUCUGUUACUACGGGCAGACUGGCAUCUAUAUAUCUGUCAUACAGAUACACACAACAACGACUAAUCAAUGUCAGCCUGGUGGGGGUGAUAGUGGUGCAGUGUCUGCUGUUGAUCCUGUACUCCAGCCAUGUGUUCAUCUUCAUGGGAACGUGUAUGUUAGGCCUCUUCAUCAGCAGUGUGUUCCCCUGCAUGGUGGCCCUCACAGAAGAUAUGGUCAACUAUAAAGGUUGUGUCACUACUGUCCUGGUGACCAGUGCUGGGACAGGAGAGAUGGUGCUGCAGCUUCUCACAGGACAGUUGAUCCACAGUAAAGGCAGUUAUAGUUUCCUGUUGGUUGGUAUGAUCUCAUCCUGCAUCGGAUUCACUGUGUUCCUCGGCCUACUCUACAUUCAACACCUACACAGGAGCUCCCAAGCAGCCAAACGUGCUAGUAAGGAAAUCGCCAUGACGGAGAAGCCUUUGAGCGAGUGAUGGAGAGAGGCCAUGAGGAUGAAACAAGGGACAGAGAGAUGAAGACAGAGUAAAGGGAAAGCACAGCGAUGACCCAACUGUUUAAAAUGCCUGGAGGAGAGGCAGCAACUACUGGAAUUCAACCAGACUUUCUCCUCAACACCCAGAGACAAUCAAGUUCAACCCAAAGACAAUCCCUUGUUACCCAGUAUCCACCCUCAGAUCAAACACAAACUUAGACGGAUUAUUCAGAUUUAGCUGGCUAUAGAUACUUACAAUAAUCUAGCCACUCAGAAAUCGUCUGUUUGGAAUUAUGAAUUUAAGAUUUAUUUUUGUAUGUUAGAACUGGGAAAUGUUAUGUGUUAUGCAGUAGCUGUCUGACUGACUGAGGCAUUCAUAAAGCAGGAGUUGGAGAGUAGAUGUUAACUUUGCUUGUUUGUGUCUUGAUAAAGCAUUGCUUGUU
Messenger RNA from Coregonus clupeaformis (lake whitefish), 2227 nucleotides. RefSeq names its product major facilitator superfamily domain-containing protein 4A. Gene Ontology annotation, biological process: transmembrane transport. Lineage: Eukaryota; Metazoa; Chordata; Actinopteri; Salmoniformes; Salmonidae. The coding region runs from base 133 to 1785 and encodes 550 amino acids. The record is from RefSeq and is a predicted model, not a curated record. The transcript is spliced from 10 exons.